Molecule: messenger RNA, 1866 nt
Organism: Striga hermonthica
Lineage: Eukaryota; Viridiplantae; Streptophyta; Magnoliopsida; Lamiales; Orobanchaceae
Source: the annotation of a GenBank genome assembly
AUGCCUGUGAAAGCUGCAAAAUAUGGAUGGGUUUUAGGAUUAAACCACCACAUAGUCCAAUGGUGGUUCAAGAUUUUGAUGCUUGGGGUCUUUCUUGGAAUCUUGAUAGUUUGGGGGAUUGAUGGGUUAAAUAUGAACUCUUUGGACAAAGAUCUUGCUGUUUUGAAGCCCAGUGGUGCUGAAAAUCUGCCAGUACCCCUUAAAGAUUCAAACUUUAGUGGAAGUUCUUCACUUGAGCCCCAGUUGAUAGUUGCCCAGCAGCUUGAUUCAAACCUCUCCCACCAAAAUUUAACAAAAACCCAAGAAAAUCUUGAUCCUCACAUUGCCCAUGAGCCACACAAUUCUGUUCUAAAUCAGACCCAGAUUAUUUCCCUUCCUACCCCUCAACUUCCGAAAAUCCCCACAAAUGACCCAGUUUUAAACCCCUGGAUUUCAUCCGAGUUGGAACCGAAUUACUCAACCAGUCUCCUUUCCCGGUGGUUAGCCCCAGGGGGUGAGCCCUGUAAGGACUCGAGAACCGAGAACAUAACGAUUCCCGGCUUGGACAGCAAAAAAAACCGAAAAAUCGAGCUCUCGACCGGAGAAAUUCACGUGUUCACGUUCCAGGCUUUGGACGAGACAGGGGAGCCUCAUUGCUUGGGAGGCGACUAUUUUGAAACCGACCUCUCGGGUGAGAAAUGGAAGUCCAGGCCUCCGGUCAGGGACUUAGGAAAUGGGACCCACACGCUUUCUCUCCAGGUCCAUCCCGAGUUCGCGGGCGUCUAUAAUUUGACCGUCAUCCUACUCUACCGGCAUUACGAGGGUUUGAGAUUCUCGCCCGGAAGAUUCGUGUUCGAUAGGGUUCUACGCGUGAUCCCGAUAAAGUUUGUUCGGUCUACCGCCAAAUUGCCGGAUUUAAGACAAUGCACGUGGAGUGAUUACUCUAAGGAUAUCUGGUCCGGCAGGUGGACUCGACACGCCAAGAAUGACAGCUGCCCGAUCAGCAACGACGGCCGGUACAGAUGCCAAGAUUGGAACUUUCCUUGCCAAGGCCCAUGGUGCCACGGCCCGUUGGGCUCAAUCGAGAGCAACGGGUGGGUUUACUCAGCUCAUUGCUCGUUCAAGAUGUUCUCGAGCCGGGAGGCUUGGAAUUGUUUGGACGGCCGUUGGAUUUUCUGGUGGGGAGAUUCGAACCAUUGCGAUACUAUUCGUAACAUCCUUCACUUUAUUCUGGGCUCCCACGAGAUCUCGGCCGUGCCAAGAAUAUUCGACGCGAACAUCACCAACCCAAAAAACCAGUCGCAAAGCGUCCGGUUGACGAGCAUUUUCAACGGCCACCCAAACGACACCGGGAAUUACCAGGGCUUGAACUCAUUAACCGACAGAAAGUAUCAAGAACUGUUGAAAGGGUAUUUUCGUCAAAGAACAGUGCCCGAUACAAUGAUCAUGAACUCGGGCCUGCACGAUGGGGUGUACUGGAAGAACAUCAGGAAUUUCAUCCAUGGAGCGGAGUUUGCAGCCUCGUUUUGGGCUGGAGUUCUUGACGGGCUUAAAGGAAACGGGCUUUCACGGCCAAAAGUGAUAUACCGGACAACUGUGGCCACUGGAGGUCAUGCUAGGAAGCUCACGUUCAAUCCUCACAAAAUGGAGGCUUUCAAUGGGGUUGUGUUGGAUAAGUUUAGGAAGUACGGGGUUAUUGAUAGGGUCAUAGACGGCUUUGAUAUGACCUAUCCGUGGCAUUAUGAUAACCGGGCGAAUGACGGUGUACAUUAUGGGCGGGCCCCGUUGAAGAUGAAGUGGAGGGAUGGCAAAAUCGGGCAUCAGUACUUUGUCGACCUUAUGCUCGGUCACGUGCUGAUGAACGCGCUGUGUUCGAGUCGAGUGUGA